UUGAUUUCGUUUAAAGCUGUUACAGCAAUAAGUUUUUAUUUUAUUUUUAAUUUAGCUUAAAUUUUUUAACGAUGACGUCUAAAUCAAAUGCAAAGAAACAACUUGUAAGAAAUUAUACUGAAUGGGGGAAAAAAUUGGUAAUUGAUUUAGUGUUGGCAUUUAAAUCAAAAAUCGAAAAUAUGAAACUAUUUAGACUAAUCCGGUUUGGAACAAAAAAAAAAAAUGAAGCUUGGUCUGAGAUCCACAGUCUGUAUAACGUGCAACAUAAAUCUGGUGUCAAAAUAAAUGAACAGCUGAAACAUAUAUAUGAUGGACUCAAGCCAGAUGCCAGAAAAAAAAGAAGUCAUGGGAAGCGAGCAUUUUGUACAUUGUGUCUGGGACUAGGACGACAAAGAUUUAGAUGUGCUCAAUGCAAAUUGCUUACUCGCAGAAAUUUUCAAAGACUUAGUAAAAAUGCUUGCACUAAUGAUUCUUUAGUUAGUGAUGAUACCGAUGAUGGAGAUCCUCUGACAUCUCAAAGUACACUUUGCUCUGAUAUUGAUUCACCGGAUUUAAAAGAUUGCUUUGAUCAAAACUAUGUUAUUGAUCAACCAACUGAUUCUGCACCUAUUGAAAGUCCACAAGUUAUAACAGAUGAUAAAGAAGUUAAAGUUCCAUGCCAAUAUUCUAUUGCUGACUUUGAAUUAAUUAGGAUUAUUGGUCGUGGUAGUUAUGCCAAAGUGGUUAUGGUUGAGCUUAAAAAAAACCAACAAAUUUAUGCUAUGAAAAUUAUAAAAAAAGAACUACUUACAAGUGAUGAAGAUAUUGUUUGGAUACAAACAGAAAAACAUGUUUUUAAAACUGUCUCUAACUAUCCAUUUUUGGUUGGUCUCCAUUCUUGCUUCCAAACAGCCAGCCGAUUAUUCUUUGUGAUGGAAUUUGUUCGUGGAGGUGACUUAAUGUAUCUUAUGCAAAGACUAAAACGACUGUCUGAAGAACAUGCUAAAUUUUAUGGAGCAGAAAUUAGUUUAGCUUUGAACUUUUUGCAUGCUAAAGGUAUAAUAUAUCGAGAUUUAAAAUUGGAAAAUAUAUUACUUGAUCAUGAGGGUCAUAUAAAAUUGACAGAUUAUGGAAUGUGUAAACAGGGAAUAAUGCCUGGAGAUACAACUUCUACAUUUUGUGGUACUCCAAAUUACAUGGCUCCAGAAAUUUUAAAACAAGAAGAUUAUGGAUUUAGUGUGGAUUGGUGGGCCUUGGGAGUUGUUUUGUAUGAAAUGUUGGUUGGUAAAAGUCCAUUUGGUGAAGUAUCAGAAAUUACUGAGGAACAUUUAUUUGAUGCCAUUUUAGAAAAUCCUCUUUGUAUUCCAAGAUCACUUUCUGUUCAAGCAGCUUCGGUUUUGAGAGGAUUUUUAAAUAAAAAUCCUGGUGAUCGUUUGGGUUGCAAUGAAUACACUGGCUUCUAUGAUGUUAAGACUCACCCAUUCUUCAAAUCUAUUGAUUGGGAUAUGUUAGAACAAAAGAAAGUUAGUUCUCUUUAUAAACCACAACUAGAUUCUGAUCACGAUCUUGCCAAUUUUCCAUCAGAAUUUACAGAUGAACCUACAUAUUUAACACCUGAUGAUCUGCAGAUCAUCGAUCAGCUCAAAUUCGAAGGAUUUGAAUAUGUGAACCCGUUUUUGAUGUCGUAAAUGAGUAACAUGAGAAUUCCCGUAAUAUGGAGAAUUUCCAUGUUCGACAGUCAUAACUCGCCACUGUCUAUA
Molecule: messenger RNA, 1739 nt
Organism: Rhopalosiphum maidis (corn leaf aphid)
Lineage: Eukaryota; Metazoa; Arthropoda; Insecta; Hemiptera; Aphididae
Product: atypical protein kinase C-like
Exons: 11
Coding region: 72-1667 (531 amino acids)
Biological process (GO): protein phosphorylation
Molecular function (GO): ATP binding; protein serine/threonine kinase activity
Source: RefSeq, a predicted model, not a curated record